AUGCUGUUGAGCUCCAAGGGUGAAAAGGUGUACAUUGGCGAGAAUGCCUCGAUCUCCUUUUUACAAUUUCUCCGUCGGGUUCUGAAGAAAUAUAUGGGCCCAUCAGCCUUCACCGAGAACCAGUUCAAAGACAGCAUGCUGGAAAUAGACGUGGGGCGAGGUGAGGCUUCAGUCAAUCUGGACCAUCUCGACCAGAGCCGAGCAGACAAGUACGCUCUCGUACAGCUAUACCGUGAAGCAUCCAGUGGUAUACUUGAUCUCUUCACUAUGGAUGAGAUUCACACAUAUCUGGACCGCUACAACAUUCCAAGUCCCAGUAAUAGUAUUCCAGGAGAAGACAACCACGCCAAAGCCGAGCAGGCCUCCCUGAAUAUGAUGCUUGCCAUUGGCAGUCAAUGUCGUGCGCAAAAUCCCUUUGAUUCGUUCAAUGCAGCCCGGAGCUUUACUUGCGCACAGAAAUUUGCAUUUGAAGGCUUCUUGUGUGACCCAAGUCUGGAUAUGGUCAGAGUGUUUCUUUUAAUGGCCUUUUACAUGCUGGGAGCUUGUCACAGAAAUGCUGCUUUCAUGUAUCUCGGCAUUGCUUCGAAAGCUGCAUGUGCUCUGGGACUUCAUCGGAAAGGUCAAGACAAAGGGUUGAACCAAACAGAAUGCCUGGCAAGGUGGAGAGCGUGGAAGAGUCUCCUCAUCCUUGACACAAUCGUGUCCUCCAUCCUUGGACGACCAGGAGGACUGCCUCCAAUGCGGCCCAACGAAGAUCCAUCUUGUGGGGAAGACGAGGGAAUCAUCAAGCUCGAUCGUCCACGGUGGCUUGCUUCUCAGGCUGUAUUUACCAUAUGUUCCCGCAUCAUCGACCUCGAGCAGAAAAUUGGGAAUGGCACCAUUGUCAACUCAUCAACCGCCGAGCAAUUUCUCAAGCAACUCCGGCAAUGGAACAGCACACUUCCACAAGAGCUUCGUCAUUUCGCCGGAGUCAAGGAAGGGGCACUCAGUCCUCCGGAAAGGGAGAUGUUCAUCGGAGCCACCCACGUCGCCUGCACAUACUACUUCACCAUCAUUUUGGUGACCCGGCCGUUUUUGAUAUCGCACCUUGUGUCUCAAAUCCGGAGACGUCGUCGGCCAAGCAUUGAACGAGCGGAGGACACAUCACACAUCUCAGAUCUCGCACAAGCAUGCCUUGAUUCAGCCAUGUACAUGUCGAAAUUGGGAUUCAUGGCCAUCAACUCCAUGAUCCUGUCCAACAACAUGUGCUUACUCAAAGCAUGGAUGUUCGCAGCUGGUCUCUUACUCGGAUUUUCCAUGUUCGCCCAGAGCGAUCCCGUCCCGGAGAUUGAGGAGGCUUUUCGAAACGCCAUAACAGUUCUGGAACGUCUGGCCAAGUUCAGCCCACAAGCGCGACAUUACUUUGACAUUCUCACAUCUUUCUCCGAGGCCGUAUAUCUUCGUCGAGAGCAACUUGGAAGGGAACGGCGUAAGAAGAGCGAUCGUUUCGUCAGUCAGAUCUUCACUGCUGAUUUCCAUGAUGCAUGUUCUGCCCCUCCCGUCGUAGUACUUGUUGAGUCUGCUGCUUCUGGGCCUUCUCAAGGCGAUGUUGGAGUUAAUGAUCCCAUCGAUGUUGAUUUGAAUGGCGCGAUGAACCUUGAGUUUGAUGCGGCUUCUUACGAUUUGUCUAGUUUUCCGCAACUGACGGAUGAAUGGUCGGACGUGCCUUUGUUGUCGGAUAAUUUGUAUAUUGAUUGGGAAAGUGUAUGGCCUGUUAAUGAGUAG
Messenger RNA from Ramularia collo-cygni, 1764 nucleotides. RefSeq lists its product as uncharacterized. Gene Ontology annotation, biological process: positive regulation of transcription from RNA polymerase II promoter by galactose; DNA-templated transcription. NCBI's taxonomy places the organism in Eukaryota, Fungi, Ascomycota, Dothideomycetes, Mycosphaerellales, Mycosphaerellaceae. The transcript has 3 exons. Gene Ontology annotation, molecular function: DNA-binding transcription factor activity, RNA polymerase II-specific; zinc ion binding; RNA polymerase II cis-regulatory region sequence-specific DNA binding. Gene Ontology annotation, cellular component: nucleus. The coding region runs from base 1 to 1764 and encodes 587 amino acids. The record is from RefSeq and is a predicted model, not a curated record.